This is a messenger RNA of Raphanus sativus (radish), 510 nucleotides long. RefSeq names its product exopolygalacturonase-like. Lineage: Eukaryota; Viridiplantae; Streptophyta; Magnoliopsida; Brassicales; Brassicaceae. The transcript has 2 exons. Gene Ontology annotation, molecular function: polygalacturonase activity. Bases 1 to 510 code for a protein of 169 amino acids. Gene Ontology annotation, biological process: carbohydrate metabolic process. The record is from RefSeq and is a predicted model, not a curated record.
AUGAUUUUCGCAGCAAACUUGUGCGGACCAGGGCACGGUAUUAGUGUCGGAAGCCUCGGGAGGUAUAAAGAUGAGAAGAACGUCGAGCGCUUAACCGUGAGAAACUCUAUUAUCAACGGUACAACCGACGGUUUACGGAUCAAAACAUAUGCUAAGUCGGUCUCGGCCAUUUCGGUUUCGAACUUCUUGUACGAUAAUAUCCAAAUGGUCAACGUUGGAAACCCUAUCGUCAUCGACCAACAGUAUUGUCCAAAUGGACAAUGCGACAGUCCUGGAAAGUAUGAGUCUCAUGUUCAGAUCAGAGACGUGACGUACAACAAAAUAUGGGGAACUUCGACGAGCCAAGCGGCUUUGAACAUGCAGUGUAGUAAAACGUUUCCUUGUCAAGGCGUUGAGCUCUCAAACAUCAACUUGAUGUACAAUGGGGGGGACGGUUCGGCCAUGGCCUUGUGUGAGAAUGUUGGUGGUUCGAUUCGUGGGAAGAUUGUACCUGCUGGUUGUCAUAUUUGA